Molecule: messenger RNA, 1333 nt
Organism: Cottoperca gobio
Lineage: Eukaryota; Metazoa; Chordata; Actinopteri; Perciformes; Bovichtidae
Gene: pex11g
Product: peroxisomal biogenesis factor 11 gamma
Exons: 5
Coding region: 290-1015 (241 amino acids)
Biological process (GO): peroxisome fission
Cellular component (GO): peroxisomal membrane
Source: RefSeq, a predicted model, not a curated record
CGUAAAAGUUUUACUGUAUUUAAGGAUAUACAUAUUAGAUCAGCUACAUUUUUUAAGCAGAAAUGUUGCUGCCCAAACUGAGGAGGGCGACAGUACACCAUCGCACGAAGAAGAAAAAGUAGACGAAGAAGAAGUUCGCUUAUAAUGGGUAUUUCCUGUUCCAAAGUCCGCCUAAUAACAGUGAAUAGUGGCAAUGUUUUUCAGGAGCGUUAUGUGUCUGUGUUUAUUUGUUGUACCGCGUUGUGAGAGUGAUUGAGCUGCAGACAGACAGACAGACAGGCAGACAGACAUGCAGCCGUCUGUGGAGUCUCUGGUCCGACUUCUGGAGUCAUACAGAGGAAGAGAUAAAGUUAUCCGAACCGCCUGUUAUGGCUCGCAGCUUGUUGGAGGAGUACUGUCCCAGAAGGCAGAAAUGGACGUUUCAUCCCACCGGCUGGGGAAACGUCUGCUGCUGUUUUCUGCUCAGCUCAGCCACUGCCGGACGGUGCUGAGGCUGUUUGAUGAUCUGUCCAUGUUGGCGUACUCUCAGAGCUACGGGUUUGGAGGCAGGGAGGAGGAUGCAGGCGUGCGCUUGCUAUCGGUGCUGACCAACGUGGCCGACCAGAUCUACUACCCCUGUGAACACAUCGCGUGGGCUGCUGAUGCUAAGCUCAUCAAAACGAAGUCUGAUAAUUGGUGGUUGUUCAGCACGGUGCUGUGGGGAACCUCGCUGCUGCUGGGAAUACUCAGAUCACUCCGAGUUUUGCUGCUACUGAAGAAGAGGUUGAAGAAAUGUGAGAGGGAUGGAGGUGGCAACAGCAGUCGCUCUCAGCUUCGCAGACAGAUGCGAGGGGAGGUUCUCUCCAUCCUCAGCAGCACGGUUGACCUCAGUAAUGCCAUUCAUUGGAUGCCGCCCGGCUUCCUGUGGGCAGGACGAUUCCCCAACUGGCUGGUGGGGCUGAUGGGCACCAUCUCGUCUCUGAUUGGUUUUAUCCAGAUGAACGCCGGAGACAGCGACAAGACAGACAGUACAUAGUGUUCAUCUCACAGUGAAGAAAAGAUGACUGGAUGAAUGAUGUGUACUGGUGGAAAAUUCUGAGUGGAAGGAAGUGUAGCCGAUCUCUAAUGUGAUCAGACUCUAGUCAGACUGCCUCUGGAGAUUCAGUUCUACCUUGUAACAACUAAAAUGUCUUAAGAACAUAUGAAAUCAUCUGGAUCUAUAACUGGAUGAGAAAGUGAAUAAUCUAAGUAGACUUGAUGCCAAUCAUCCAAGUGAUUCAAAAACAUCUUUAAUUCCAUUAGAUUAAAAGAAACAAAAGUGUGUGUGUGUGUAUGUAUGUAUGUAUGUGUAUGU